Ipomoea nil (Japanese morning glory) is the source of this 1598-nucleotide messenger RNA. Its product is annotated as hydroxyphenylpyruvate reductase-like. Gene Ontology annotation, molecular function: NAD binding; glyoxylate reductase (NADPH) activity; hydroxypyruvate reductase [NAD(P)H] activity. The transcript has 2 exons. The coding region runs from base 67 to 1008 and encodes 313 amino acids. Gene Ontology annotation, cellular component: cytosol. NCBI's taxonomy places the organism in Eukaryota, Viridiplantae, Streptophyta, Magnoliopsida, Solanales, Convolvulaceae. The record is from RefSeq and is a predicted model, not a curated record.
GCUUCGCUCUGCUUUGAACUUCACUCGCUGCUGCAACCAAACUUGAGAAGCCACACUGAAUCAAAAAUGGAGAACGCGGGCGUGUUGAUGACGUGUCCAAUGUCAUCCUAUCUCGAAGCGCAACUCCAGAAGCGGUUCAAGCUCUUCCGAUUCUGGGACGCUCCUUCCAACUCCGAUUUCCUGAAGCACAACUCCGGGUCAAUCCGAGCCGUAGUCGGAAACGCCUCGUGCGGGGCUGAUUCAUGGCUCAUCGAUUCCCUGCCCAACCUGGAAAUCGUCUCCACCUACAGCGUGGGGUUCGAUAAGAUUGACUUGCCUAAAUGCAGAGAGCGGGGAAUUAGAGUUACCAACACUCCCGAUGUGCUCACUGACGAAGUCGCCGAUACGGCAAUCGCACUGGUCUUGGCUACGUUGAGGAGAAUAUGCGUGGCUGAUAGCUUCGUAAGAAGUCGGUUGUGGAGGAAUGGCGAUUUUGAGCUCGCUACUAAGUUCAGCGGUAAAUCAGUUGGCAUACUUGGAUUAGGCAGAAUUGGUACAGCAAUAGCUAAGAGAGCUGAAGCAUUUGGCUGCAGAAUUAGCUACACCGCCAGGUCGAAGAAGCCGAAUAACAACUACAAAUACUACUCGAAUGUUGUAGAUUUGGCUGCCAAUUGCCAAAUCCUUGUUGUUGCUUGUUCGUUGACAGAAGAAACCCGGCACAUUGUCAAUCGUCAGGUGAUUGAUGCGUUAGGUCCCAACGGCGUUCUCAUCAAUAUAGGGCGAGGCGCUCAUGUAGAUGAACCUGAACUUGUGUCUGCUUUACUUGAAGGCCGGUUAGGUGGGGCUGGGCUUGAUGUUUUCGAGAAUGAGCCUGGCGUGCCUGAACAGUUUCUUGGGCUAAAGAACGUUGUUCUUCUGCCUCACGUUGGAAGCGACACUGUUGAAACUUGCAGAGCCAUGGCUGAUCUUGUCAUUGCAAAUCUGGAGGCUCAUUUUCUUAACAAACCAUUACUCACUCCUGUGGUUUGAGCAUAAGUUCAGACCUCUUCAGAUUUCUCUAAUGUGCUAUUCUCUUACUUGGUGUUAGGAUCAAACGCUUACCAAAAGCUAUAGCUAGUAGCGAAGGCACAACUUUUUUCCUUAUACCGCCACCAGAUUUUCGAGAGCCAGACGCUAGACUUGACCCUUUACUGGUCUCGCCUAACAAUUCCUCAAGCCACAUGGUGCUGGAGUUGGCCUUUUAGUGGCCUCCGCCCAAUAGUUGCUACAUAAAAAUCUCACCUCUUUCUUUACAAUAGAGCACUGGAGGCUUGAAUUCCUGAAAUUAGGUCUUGCGAGUCUGCAUUUGACUAAAUGCCUACUGAUAUUAGCAUAUGCAAUCAAUUCAUCUGCAGUAUAGUUUUUGUCAUGCCUCCAUAAUUGCUGAAGCAAGGUAUCAGAUUAGAUGAGUACCAAUAAUACAGUGGAGAAAGUGGAGCAGACAACAUAAAUAUAGGAUAUGAGGUGCUUAAUGUCCUUUGAUAUUGUAUUCUUCAAUUGAUCUAUUUGUCUUAAGCAUGGGUUUCCAGAUUAUAUUGAGAUAUACUCCGUCCGUCUCAUUUUAUGUGUAUAGUUCGAUU